CAUGUUGUUGUUUUAUUUUCGGGGCAGCGGCAGAGUUUCCAGCUGCUUGUCGCUGUCUGCGGACACGGCGGUCAGUUUCAGAAAGGGUGGCACUGCUUAAAUCCCGUUAUUUGGAAUACAACUGAGCUCCAAGUCACUGCAAAAGUUACCGGACAACCAGAGCUACCGUCGGGUGAGGUGAAGAUGGUGGACCGGCUUGCGAACAGCGAGGCCAACUCCAAGCGGAUUGCAGUGGUGGAGAGCUGCUUUGGUGCUGCAGGCCAGCCGCUGGCCAUCCCGGGCCGCGUGCUGAUCGGCGAGGGCGUCCUCACCAAACUCUGCCGCAAGAAGCCCAAGGCGCGACAGUUCUUCCUCUUCAAUGACAUCCUGGUCUACGGCAACAUUGUCAUUCAGAAGAAGAAGUACAACAAGCAGCACAUCAUUCCUCUGGAGAGCGUCACCAUCGACACGGUGCCGGACGAGGGCGACCUGCGCAACGGCUGGCUCAUCAAGACACCCACCAAAUCGUUCGCCGUCUACGCUGCCACCGCCACCGAAAAGUCCGAGUGGAUGAACCACAUAGGGAAAUGUGUCGGAGACUUGUUGCAGAAGAGCGGAAAGUCUCCGACGGGCGAGCAUGCGGCCGUGUGGGUGCCCGACUCGGAAGCGUCCGUGUGCAUGCGCUGCCAGAAGGUGAAGUUUACGCCCGUCAGCCGCCGUCACCACUGCAGAAAGUGUGGCUUCGUGGUCUGCGGGCCGUGCUCGGAGAAGAAGUACCUCCUUCCCAGUCAGUCGUCCAAACCCGUUCGUGUCUGCGAGUAUUGCUACUUGCAGCUGACGUCAGGAAGCCUCGGGCCCCGCUCAGACUCCAUCAGCCGGCCGGGGUCAAAAUUCAACAACCUGUCAGACGAUGAAGACGAAGACGACAGCAGUGACUGAGGAAUGCCCGAUCCUCCCAAUAGCGCGUCCCGUCUCUCUGUCGAGGAGGAAAUACUCUGCUGAUCAUUUUCUCAUUUUGUCUUUUUCCUCCCAGAUGAUUGAAUUCUGAUCCCCAUGACAAGAGUUCCACCUCUGAGGAUUAAUUAAUUAAUUCGAGGUGGAGCUUCAGUCCUUUCUGCAAACCAAAUGAUUUUGUUUUCUCUUUAGUUCCAGCAGGGAUGAAUAUUUUCCUGAACACAAUGAUUAAUCAGUGGAAUGUGGAAUUAACUGCAUGACCAGCAGAGCUCUGGGAUGAAGUCUGACUGUUCGUCAUCGCCUUUGAGUCCGCCCUUCUCUCUUGCCUCUUAAUUAGGCUGCAAUUAGUCACUACAGAAAACAGCGGUGCUAAUGAGAAACUUCCACUCUGUUAUAAUUUAGUUUCUUCUAAUUUUUUUCCCCUUUUUCUUUUUUUAUGUUCUGUCCAUGAACUAAAACAAGGUAAUUUCUGCAGGGAAAAGCAAAUGUCUGUCCUGCAGGUAUUAUUCCAAACAGGACUUUAUUGUAACAGAAUUCUGGCAUUUUUGUUGCCCUACUUUGUAAAUUUAUCUCUAACAAAAUGCUAAAACCCUCUUUUCUAAAUAACAAAAUGUAGAUAUUACGCUAAACCAAUAGCUUUUCUAAAUGACCUAAUAUAGUUGCUUCUGACAAAUCAACUAAAUCUUGUCUCACGGUGAGUGUCGGUCUCUUAGCACAGUUUCCUCAGCUGACAUCCCAAAAACUAAUUCUGCUUUCUGCCUUUGCCAUCACGUAGUGCCUUGUAGAAAACUGAGCUCAGUCUUCAGUAGGGGAAAGGUUAGAAGUUAAUAAAGCCAGUCUGCAAAAAAACAGAGACUUCAUGACAGGUUGACUCUGAUGCACAUUAUGUAGGAUGGGAUUGUUUUUUGGUUUUGCGUGUCAACACCGAACAGAAGAGCAGAGUGAUUACCAGCCAGCCGACACACAGGAAGAGUUCAGUUUGGACUUUUCCUGGAGACACUUGAAAGACGCUUUAGCCAGCCAUCCAAUCUUAAAAAGGCAGGCGCUGGCUUUUAGAUUUAGCUGCUAAUAUUCUUUUUUUUAUUUUCCUUCUCAAGGAGAAUCCUGUGAGAGUUUGGUUCUGGGUUCUGCCUUGUAUUUCCACUUUGCUUUACAAAAAUACAAAACAGAAGGGAGUAUUGAUCGUGUGGGAGUUUACGUACCGAUACAUAAACAUGUGAACAGCUUGCAUUUGCCUCCAUGCAGCCUUGAAAAACAUCUAUCGUUGUAUCAAAAUGGCUCACUACAUGAAACGCAUAUGUCCAUCACUAUAAAGUGUAAACUACCAUCUCAUUCCACAAUAUUGUGAAAACAAUCCAACAAUUGGAUAAUUAGGUGUUAAAAACAUCUGAAUAUUGACUGAUCACGCCCCACGUUUUCUUGCAGUGCUUGUCCGAACACGUCCUUCAUUGUCAUGGCAUUUUUUUGUGUUGCAAACAAGCUGUUGCAUUGCACUCUCCUGAGAAUCCCUGGAUCUUAGAUUUAAUAUCACCUCAUGGGUGGAGUAUCUUGGAAACAAAAGACAUAAAGUGGCAAAGGCUGCACAUUAAGUUGUAAUUCUUAAGUUGCCAGAGUGGGAAAAAUCCUCAGGGUGGAAGAUGGAUGAAAUGGUUCCUCACACCUGGAUGGAUAUUUCUUUUAGUUGUUGGCUUGUUUAGAGGCUGUGUGAGCAACAGAGAUGUGCAAAACAUUGAUUGAGCUGUUUUAAAGGCCAAUUUCAUUUUGGUGUGGAAAAAAAAAAUUGGGAACAUCAGACAAGCUUGUAACACACAGCUUAUUCCAUCAGUGAAUGAAUGAAAUUAAAUCAAAUGCAAUAAUCAGGAAGUUUUAGGGCCUGUUUUGCAUUUUCAUUUGUUGUCGCAGGAUUAUGUGUUGCACCAUAGUCUGUGCGAUUCCUCCCUGUUCUGCUGCUGAGGUGGUUCCCUGGAAUGAAAGUGAGGAAAUCAGCAUGUUGUCUUCCUGUCAGUGACUCUGGCAUGUGCUGCUUCGAGGUCAGAUGACCACUGUGUGUCAUAAAACAAACGCACCUCCACUGAACUCUGCUUCUCUGCCAACAAAGCUAACAUGUCCUUCCUUCCCUUCCCUCGCUGUGUCGUUUGUAACUUUCUCAGCACCAGAACUUUCCAAUGAAAAGCAAGUCUGCUUGUCACAUGAUACGGUGUUUGACCCAAGUCAUGUGAUCAGUCACUGAACCAGGAACUGAAAGAGGCUGCUUGGAGGAAUUGUAACGAGCUACCUGUGGCAGCCUGUGGAGAUUUAAGGUUCAUUUACUCUGAGAUGUCAACAGUUUCAGUCAGAGUUUCUCUUCCCAGUGAGUCCUCUGAGGAGAGAACUAAUUUGCACUCAGAAACACCAAGCAUUCAUUUCCGUAUGUUUAAAAAAAGUAAUUAGUCUUCAGAGUCAGAAUGGAUCAUUUUGGAAGCCAGAACCUUUUAACAAAACUGUAAAGGAAUCAGUUUAAUAUUAAGAGUUAUGCCAGUUUGUGUGAUCACCCUGUCACAGUUUUUCCCCGCCAUUAGAAAUCUUCACUGUUCCGUUCAUUUAUUAAUGUCAGACUCAAGCUAGAACCUCUCAGACUAUCAGCAUGUUAAUGAAGCUCCCGUGUUGCUUCAGGCCUCAGGUUGGUAUUUAAAUAAAAAAACAUAAAUACACACACAUAGCAUCUUGACACAAAUCCAAUGGUCAGGAUACACAGAUGUCCUGUUUUGUUCCAGCCAAUCUCAACUAAGAAAAGCAGCAAUUUGAUCAGUUUGUCACAUCCAGGUUACCCUGCCUUAAAGGUGUUCAGUCCAGAAAAGCUUUGUGUUUGAGGUUUGACAAAAUCCAAAACACUGCACAAAGGUUUAUAAUACUCUGAGGCAGGAUUUUACAGCCCUUGAAAGGAUUAUAUUGUCAUCAUGAUGGUUGCUAGGUAAAAAGUAAAACUCCAUUACAAAGUAAUCUUACAGAUAUGUGUGUUUGUGUAUUUAAUUGAACUCGAUUCCUUGCUGGACGAUGUCACCUUGUAUUGAAGCAAAAGAGCCAGGUUCAACUUUUCUUUCUUUUUUUAUUUUUUUUUACUAAAGUCCCCUGGCUAAUAUUAAUAAGCGUAAAGUGGAAACAGCACAGCAGCAGCAGCAGCAGCCCUAUCUCCUUGUCUGCCUUUGUGUAAACAGUUGAAGUGAUUAUUCCUGGAGCUCAGAAGGGAAAGAACUUAUGCAGCUACCGAUGUUUAAUGUGAGCGGUUGUAAGGUCAGUACACAUGGAAUACUGAGUUCAUAAAAUGCAUCUGUUCAGUCAGACAAACAUGGAAAAUGGUGACUGAAACACCUGUGGUUGGUGUAACACAGAUUCGAUUUGGUCGUUGUGGCCUGUUAAAGACCACUGUUCUCUGGGUUUGUCCUCAUUUUUUUCCCUCAGUUUAAAUGGAGGACGCUGUAUGCUUUGGGUCUUUGGAAUGAAAAUUCUCAGAGGUGUGUUGUUUUAUACAACAGUAAAAGUCAUGAGUUAAGACUGGAAACUGAAACCUCUGAAAUGUCUUUAACUUUAUCUGAAAUGGAAAAAAAAAGGGGGGGGGGGGGGCAAGUUUUAGCUGCUUCUGAAAGAGCUUAACCUUUACAAGUGACACCGCUAUGAGUGUCCCUAGAUGAUUAUCUACAUUUUGACUACAAACAGGCAGAGCAUUAUUUUUCUACAGUCAGUUAUGUGCAUUUUUUGACGAGGGUAUGUUUAUAUAAAGCAACGCCUCGUCUAUAGUGCAACGCAGCAGAACAGGCAGAAGAAAGGGAUCAUUUUCUUUUUGUCUGUAGAUUUUACAGACUCAAGUUGUUGUUAGAGCUUAUGCUGCUGCAGUAAAGGCAACCUAAGUGAUUAGGGAAGUUAACAUGUUAAUGAUCACUAACCAGCUGUCCUUUAUACUCACUGUGGCUGAGGUGCUGACGGAGAAGACGACUUUACCGUCAAACCCGGAAGCACAAAGUCCGGCCUCAGGUUUGCUGUGGAUUGCACUUAACAAAGUUGGCACAUGGACUCUGAUCCAGGUUUAUACCACAUACUGUCAGUUCCACAGUGACUCUGUUGGGUGUUUUAAAAUGAAUCUUCAUGUUGUUUUAAUCCUGUUGAUUUUUGUACAUUUGUACAGAUUUGUUUUGGGUUAUUGUGCUUUUGUUGUACAGUUCUAAUCAGUUCUGAAAUGACGCUGUCUCAGGUGUCCCUGUGCUCAGCCCUCCUCCUCUUCCUCCUGUCAGUACAUCUCAGCAGCAUCUGCAGCUUUUUAACACACCUCACAAUUAUAAAAUAGGCAGGAAAUUGUCUCAAUGACUUCGUCACAGCAGCAGGUUUAUUCCUGAUAUGACAUUUACCAAGCAUUAACUACAUCUAUUUUAUUUUUAAUCCUCUGUUCUUCAGAAGGGACAGGUGUUCAGUGCAGCCAUCACCAUCAUGUGCUUAAAUGUGCACAUAAGUAACCUGGUCACACUCAGCUUUGUCCAGCCUGUUUGCCUCAGAGAACACUGAUUUCUUGGAAGAAAAGUGUUGCAGAGGCUGGAGGAAAUGACAAGUAACUCUGCUCCAAUUUAUUGUAUGUUGUUGUUUUCAAAUUAACUCCAUCCAAAGUCUAAUUAAAACUGAAACGGGCUCCAGGUAGCUCCAGAGGUCUAAAUCAGUCGAACCUUCAAGAUUUCAAAUGCCACAUUUGCUCUGUAAGAAAGAAACUCAAGCUGGUCUGACACAGAUCAGACACAGCAACAAAAACAAACAGGAAAACCGAUCGGAUAAAUAACUAAUGCUCCCAAAAUAGCCUCAGGGGUAGAAGAGAAAUCUGAUUACUGUCUUACCACAUACUUACGCAGAUUUGCACAGAAUGUGAGCGCGUUCUCAGAUUACCUGCCAAACCUGGUUUCUCUGAGUCAUCUGGUAACUUGAGUGCAUAUAGAGACAUGAUUUGUCUUCCAACGGUUGAAUGAACCUGCUGCAGUCUGAUCAUGUUUGAGAAGCAGGAUUUGACACAUGGCCUGUGUUGCCAGGGCAACACUCUUAUGUUGUACACAAUCCAGCUGUUCGUGUGUUCACACUGUGAGCCACAAGGUCAACGAGUGACUCUAUUCUUGCUGAUUGUAGACUGAAGGUUUCGUUACAGCGAUGAGCUUUAAGAAAAUUAUGUAAAUGAAUCAUACAUGCAACCAGCCGAUUUUUUUUUUUUUUUUUUUUUUUUUUUUUUUAAGGAGUUGGGUGACAAAACGAGCGUAGAUAAGGUCAUGAUUUUAAAAAAAAACAUCAAAAAAAUGUUCUUCAGCUCAGAGAGUCAAUGCAAUAUUCAUGUUAGCUGCUUUUGUCUUUUACCAGAAUAGCGAUUGUUCUUGUCAGUAGCCUAGAUGUAGAGCUGGAGGCUUUAUGGUCAUGCUGAGAAUCAAUCAUUCAUCUUGUGCAGUCGUUAGUUCCAGCCCUGUGAGUCACCACACAUAUCUCCGAUUUCACAAGUUGGAAGGAUUAAAGCUGGGAGUGUCAGCAUGAUGCAAGUCCAUGAGGGUCAGAAAUGUUGCACCACAUGGACAGUACACGCUAUUUGUUGUCCAUUUACGCCGGUUUCCCGCAGAAAAUGGAACGAUAAGCAUGAAAGAGAUGACAGCUAUAAGGUGCUAAAAGCUUGUCAUCACACCGCCUGUGUUAGAUGACAGUGUGUGAAAGGAACAGAAAACAUAAUAUAAAAUAGUGUCACACUGUGAUAUGACAACAGAACUGGAGUUCAGUCUGAUUAUCAGCCAGCUUUCUGUUUGUUAACUUGGAAAUUGUCAGUUGUAGAAAGAUUGCCUUCAACUUCAGCUGCGAAGGAUUUUUAUAGUCAUUUAAACAGCAGAUCAUUUUCUUGAUAUCAAUUUAGCCUCAAAAGCAGAAUUGUAAAGUGAUUAAUAAUAGAAUUAACAGCAAAAAAAUAUGAUAAUUUAGUGAAAUGACGACAUGAAUUAAGAGUUGAGCACCGAAUGAACUAUAACAAACCAUUAAUUGUCACCCAGAGGCAAAGAUGAUCCCUUUAAAUGUCAUAUUUUGUCUUUCCAACUUUCCAAAACCAAAAAAAAUUCCGCUUACAAAGAUAUAAAAUGCAGAAGUGAAUCUCAAAUUGAUAUCAUUUAUUUUAAUUCAGCGUUUCAUGAACUGAUCUCUCUGAGCUCACAUUGUGAACACAAAGAGACCAAUCAGUGAGAGUGUCGACAUCUUCAGGUGUGACUUCAUUCAAUCAAAGAAAAGCUGCAGAUCCUGUGGUGUAAAGGAAAAAAAAACCUUUGCCUGAGGAGGCAACUUAGGACAGCUGAAAGAGAGAUCAAUGUGUAAUGUGAGCUUGGUUUUGUUGUGCGAGCCGCUCACUUGUGUCUCAUGGAUUUUUAAAGUUCUCUCCAUUUUGCUCUUUGAUGGUUUUUAUUUUUGGUGUUUUUUUUUUUCCUUUUUUUGUUCCUGUAGUGUUUUUUUUGUUUAAAAGCUUCUUAAAAGGGCUUCAAUCAGAAUGUAACCCAGCAUAUCAUCUUCAGUACUAAUUCCUUCAGAAAUCUUUAAGUAUAUAUUAUAUAUAAAUAAUGUAUUGCUUAAAGUCA
Acanthochromis polyacanthus (spiny chromis) is the source of this 7535-nucleotide messenger RNA. It is a transcript of the gene plekhf2, whose product is annotated as pleckstrin homology domain containing, family F (with FYVE domain) member 2. Lineage: Eukaryota; Metazoa; Chordata; Actinopteri; Pomacentridae. The transcript is spliced from 2 exons. The coding region runs from base 184 to 918 and encodes 244 amino acids. Gene Ontology annotation, molecular function: metal ion binding; phosphatidylinositol binding. The record is from RefSeq and is a predicted model, not a curated record.